Prinia subflava (tawny-flanked prinia) is the source of this 3403-nucleotide messenger RNA. RefSeq names its product amyloid beta precursor protein binding family B member 1 (gene APBB1). Gene Ontology annotation, cellular component: cytoplasm; nucleus. Gene Ontology annotation, biological process: regulation of DNA-templated transcription. Gene Ontology annotation, molecular function: transcription factor binding; amyloid-beta binding. The transcript has 14 exons. Bases 17 to 3175 code for a protein of 1052 amino acids. The record is from RefSeq and is a predicted model, not a curated record. Lineage: Eukaryota; Metazoa; Chordata; Aves; Passeriformes; Cisticolidae.
CCAGCGAGGGCUGGGAAUGGGGCCUCAUCCAGGGGGGCAGCACUGCUGGGGCUCUGCAGGGCUCAGUGCCGGGGCCAGUGCUGUCCAAAGAGUCACCAGUGAUCUGGAGGGAGCGAUGGACUGGGGAAGGGGCUGGAGCCCCAGGAGCAUCCAAGGAGCUGGGAAAGGGGCUCAGCCCGGAGAAAAGGAGGCUCAGGGGGGACCUUCCCGGGAAAGAAGCGACAGGACAAGAGAAAACAGCCACAAGCUGUGCUUGGAGAGGUUCAGGUGGGACAUCAGGAGGAAAGGACUGCCAUGUACUGGCAGGGGCUGCCCAGGGAGGCUCGGAGUUCCCAUCCCAAGGAGUGACUGGAUGUGGCACUCAGUGCCCUGGGCUGGGGAUCAGUCCCAGGUCGGACUCGGCCUUGGCGAUCUUACCCAGCGAAAGGACCGUGGUCCUGUACAGGCUCAGCCGGGCCCGCACGGGGUGCAGGGACCCCGCACCCGCUCUCAGCACCGCUGCUCCCGGCCGGAGCCCGGCCCGGCAGUGCUGCCCCCCGCGCUCGGUACGAGCGGCGACCCUCGGGCCCCUCUCGGUGCAGCCGAGGGUUUGGGGUGUCCGGGGCACGGCAGCCGCAGCGAGUCCCGGUGCCGUCCCCGCCCCCGUGCGGUGCCGGUGUGCGGCAGCGGGGCGGACCCGGCGGUGCAGGUGCCGGGGCGAUGCCGCUGGGGGUUACGGGGGCUCCCCCGCGCUGAACCGCUCCGUGGCACCGGGGGUCCCCUGCCCGCCCGGAGCGGCCGAUCAGUGGGGUGGGCACAGGCAGUGUCGGGGUCACCGGGAGGCCCCGGGAGCAUCACCGGGGGAAGGUCCCCCAUUCCGCCCGGGUCCGCUGCCACCCACGGCCGGAUCGAACCACCCGCCGCCAGCAAGGCCUGGGGCUCCCGGUGCCGGGGAGCGGGGGUAUCUGGUGGUGCGUGCCGGAGAGGCCCCGGCGGUCCCGGGGAGGGUCCCGGAGAGGCCGCGGCGGUCCCGGGGUGGUCCCGGCGGUCCCGCGCGGGAGGCGGCGCUGUCCCCCCGCCGGCCGGAAGCGGAAGUGACGCUGCCCCGAGCCCCCCACCCUCCCCCCGCGACCCCCGGCAGCGGAGCGGCCGCCGCAGGCCCGAUGGACGCGGAGGCGCCCCGGGGGCUGUAGGACCCCCCUGCCCUCCCACCCCCAGCGGCGGCCGGGCCGGGCCGGGGCUCCCGCCGUGCCGGGGGCCUGAGCCCCGAGUCCUCGCCAUGUCGGGGGCCCUCAGCAAGCGCAGCGACCUGGCCAACGACAACCGGUGCCCGGGGCUGAGCCUGGGGCUGGGAGCGCCACCCGAGCCCCGCACCGGGCCCGGGGGCGCCCCGGCCGAGGAGCUGCCCGGCGCCGGCUGGGCCAAGGCCGGGCAGGACCAGAACCGCAACGAGCUGGAGCCGGGCCCGGGCCCCGGGCGGUCCCCCGGGCACGGGGAGUCCCCGGGAGCGCUGGAGCCGGGGAUCCAGGCCCGCAACGCCCGGAACGCCGCCGGCGACCCGCGGGCCCUGCUGAUCGGCGCCUCGGAGGAGGAGGAGGAGGACGAAGAUGAGGAGGAGGACGAGGAGGAGGAGGACGGGCCCGGGGUCUCUCCGCCCGCUCUGGGCACGGAGCGGGGCCUGCGGGAGCCCCCGGGGCGCAGUGCCAGCCGCCUCUUCGGGGGGCCUGGCCCCGGCAGCGACGAGGACUCGAGCUGGGCCACACUGAGCCAGGGCAGCCCCGGCAGCUCCCCCGAUGAGCCAGAGUCGCUGUGGCCGUGCGGCGCGGGAGCGCACGGGGACCUGCCCCCCGGGUGGCUGCGGGUGCAGGACACCUCGGGCACCUACUACUGGCACGUCCCCACUGGCACCACGCAGUGGGAGCCCCCCGGCGGGGCCCACGAGACCCCUUCCGAUGGCAGCACCCCCACCGAGGGGCCCACCCUCUCCUGGACGAGCUUUGCCCCGGCCGAGACCUUCAAUGAUGGGGACUUGUGGAAGGACCCCACAGCUGAGGAGGAGGAGGAGGAGGAGGAAGAGGAAGAUGAGGAGCCAGGAGUGUCAGACCUGGAGAUGCUGUCACCAGGCGCAGGAUCACCAGGAGAGGGCAUGGCCCUGGGCGAGGAGGAUGCGCUGGACUCCAAGGGCCUCCCGGUGCGCUCUCUGGGCUGGGUGCAGCUGCGGGAGGAGGAGCUGGGUCCUGGCCGCAGCAGCAGCGCUGUCAGCGCCUGCAUCCGGCAGCUCUCGGGGCCUCGGGAUGGCCCCCCCGGCACCUGUGGGGAGGCGCGGGCGCUGCUGCUGCUGGAGGACCGCACGCUGAAGCUCGUGGACCCCCAGGACCGGGCCCUGCUGCACGCGCAGCCCGUGGGCGGCAUCCGCGUGUGGGGCGUGGGGCGGCACGGCAGCAGGGACUUUGCGUACGUGGCCCGGGACCCCUUGACGCAGGUGCUGAAGUGCCACGUGUUCCGCUGCGAGGGGCCCGCCAGCGCCAUCGCCGCCGGCCUGCACCGGGUCUGUGCACAGCUGACGGCGGAGCGGCGAAGUGCCCGGGCAGCAGGCAACAGCUUGGGGACAGACCCCCCCCGGCUGGGGGAGCCUCCCUUGCAGGUGGAGUUCCCAGCCCCCAAGAGUGAGGUGGUUCAGCGCUUCCCCGUGUGUUACCUGGGCUGUGUCCCUGUGGCCAAGCCAGUGGGCAUGGAUGUCAUCAACGCGGCACUGGAGGCAGCGCUGGCCCCCGGCUCAGGGGAGCCCCCUGCGCCCACCCCCGUGGUGGUCAGUGUGGCCCCCGCCACCCUCACCAUUGCUCACCGCCAGACAGAGGCGGUGCUGUGCGAGUGCCGUGUGCGGUUCCUGUCCUUCAUGGGCGUGGGACGCGACGUCCGCGCCUUCGCCUUCAUCAUGGCCAGCGCUCCGGGCACCUUCCGCUGCCACAUGGUGUGGUGUGAGCCCAACGCCGCGGGGCUCAGCGAGGCGCUGCAGGCUGCCUGCGUGCUCCGCUACCAGAAGUGCCUGGACGCGCGGCCCCAGGCCUCCAGCUCCUGCCUGCCGGCCCCCCCGGCUGACUCGGUGGCCCGGCGGGUGGGCUCCUCUGUGCGCCGGGGGGUGCAGACCCUCCUGGGGACCCUCAAACCGCGGCGGGGAGGGGCGCAGACCCCGUGAGUGGGGCAAGGGUGUGGGGGGCAUGCAGCCGGGCAAGGCAGCACCGGGGGCAGGACCGCCGACCCAACGCUCUGGGGCACAGUUACCCCAGGUGUUGGGUCGGGGGUCCUGCCCCCACCACUGCCCCCAUGGUGGGCCACGCCCCCCUCAAGGUCCCCAAUGCAUGUGGCGUAACGAGGGUCUGUGUUGUACUAAAUCAUUAAUUAAUAAACCCAUUCCACCAGCCCG